Molecule: messenger RNA, 1571 nt
Organism: Mangifera indica (mango)
Lineage: Eukaryota; Viridiplantae; Streptophyta; Magnoliopsida; Sapindales; Anacardiaceae
Product: cytochrome P450 71D10-like
Exons: 2
Coding region: 39-1547 (502 amino acids)
Molecular function (GO): heme binding; oxidoreductase activity, acting on paired donors, with incorporation or reduction of molecular oxygen; monooxygenase activity
Source: RefSeq, a predicted model, not a curated record
UAUAAAUAUGAGCUUUGCAAUGGAAGUUCAACGCAGUCAUGGAGCUUCAAUUUGAAUCCUUCGCCCUUGUCUCAGCCUGCUUCCUUUUCCUGUUUACUUUAUUAAAAAUACUCAAACGAGCAGAAGCUGAAACGCCAAGCUCGGAAAAGCCUCCAGGGCCAUGGAAACUACCCCUAAUAGGAAACAUUCACCAGCUUAUUGGCUCGCUACCUCAUCACUCCUUGACCAAGUUAGCCAAGAAAUAUGGACCGGUGAUGCACCUACAGCUCGGUGAAGUUUCGUCCAUCGUCAUUUCUUCUCCGGAAAUGGCCCAGGAGGUUCUGAAAACCCAUGACAGUAAUUUUUCUGACAGGUCUAUUGUUCUUGCUAUUAAGAUCCUGACUUAUGGCUGUAGAGGCAUAGCCUUUGCACCUUAUGGCGAUUAUUGGAGACAAAUGAGAAAAACUUGUACCAUGGAGCUCUUAAGUUUAAAGCGUGUCCAAUCCUUCAGAUCGAUUAGAGAAGAAGAGGUGUUAAAACUCAUCAAAUCAAUAUCUUCACAUGAAGGAUCUCCAAUCAAUCUCACAGAGAAAUUUAUGUCAUUGAUAUAUGGCAUCACGGCAAGGGCAGCCUUCGGGAAGAAAAACCAGGACCAGGAAAAAUACAUAUCGUUAAUGCCAGAAGCUUCAAAGCAGGCAUCAGGUUUUGUUAUAGCUGAUUAUUACCCUUCAAUUAAAGUACUUCAAUAUAUCACAGGAAUAAGGACUAGACUUGAGAAACUACAUUGGGAAAUUGAUAUGGUACUCCAGAACAUUCUGAAUGAGCAUAAAGACCGAAAAAAGUUGGCUGCAGGAGAAGAUCUACUUGAUAUUCUUCUGAAAAUCCAGGAGGAUAGUGACCUUGAAUCCUCAAUAACUGACAACGACAUCAAAGGAAUCAUCGGGGAUGUUUUCGGGGCUGGAAGUGAGACAUCAUCAACGACGAUGACGUGGGCGAUGACAGAAAUGAUGAAAAACCCAAGCGUGAUGAAAGAGGCACAAGCUGAGGCAAGACGGGUCUUUAAAGGGAAUGGAAACGUUGAUGAAAUUGGCAUCCAUGAGUUAAAAUACUUGCAUUCAGUUAUCAAAGAAACCCUGAGACUGCAUCCUGCAGGACCUCUUUUAGCUCCUAGAGAGAGCAGAGGCACCUGUGAGAUUAAUGGAUACAAGAUACCUGAAAAGACUAGGGUGAUUAUUAAUGCAUGGGCAAUUGGAAGAGAUCCCAAGUAUUGGAGUGAAGCUGAGAAAUUUUAUCCUGAGAGAUUUCUCAACAGUUCAAUAGAUUUUAGAGGAUCAGAUUUUGAGUUUCUCCCAUUCGGAAGUGGAAGGAGGAUGUGUCCAGGCAUAGCUUUUGCACUAGCUAAUAUUGAAUUGCCACUGGCACAAUUGCUUUACCAUUUCGAUUGGAAACUGCCCAGUGGGAUGAGGCAUGAAGCCCUGGACAUGGCUGAGCAAAUGGGUUUAACUGUAAGAAGAAAAGAAUAUCUGAUCCUGAUUCCUGUUGCUCAUAAUCCCACAUUUGUUGAAUGAAAAGAAUAGAGCUAUGUGCACAAA